Messenger RNA from Protopolystoma xenopodis, 663 nucleotides. The record is from the annotation of a GenBank genome assembly. Lineage: Eukaryota; Metazoa; Platyhelminthes; Monogenea; Polystomatidea; Polystomatidae.
AUGAUAUCGCGGAAGAAAGACUCAUCUUCACUUAAAUGUCUAGGCUUGCAAAGAGGUUUAGCCUUUCUUCCCCAUUUAUUAGAAACUACCCUUUGUGUUGCUGCAGCACAGAUUUUCUCCUCAGUUUCCACCCAUCUUCUUGGUGUGAUUUCGUGUAUUUCUGCCCUGUUGUCUGUGCCUUCGCCUUUGAUUGUGUCCAUUCAGAUCAACGGUGCCUCGAAUGGACACCGCGUGGUCAGCCCCGUGCUGGCCGCCUUCAACUGGAACACGACGGGCGAGUUCGCGGACGGCCGACGUGUAAACAUUGAACACUCGGUUCGCUGGUUGGACGCCGACCAGCCCGACCCACAACUGGCCUUCCAGACCGGUGGAGAACAUCCAGACGCAACUGGCGCAGGUCAAGUGGACGUGCGCAGCCUGUUGCCGGGCCGGCGGAUUCAGCUGGACACCUUCCUGUCCGGUUCGUGUCCUCUCGACUUGACAGAGGGGUUGCAUCCGCAAGUUAAGCUCGAGUUGAGUCCGUACAAGGAGAUCUUGGUGCAGAUGGAUCCUGCCUUCGGUGAGCGCAUCUCGAGUAGAAUCUGUUGCUUCGCCUCAAUAGCUCGUCUUAUAGCCACUUGUACCCUAGACCGCCUAGACAACGGGGUGCCACUUUUCAUGUAG